AUGAAUACAGUAGAAGAUCUCGGAAGUUAUAAAAUUCAACUUCAGCAGGUCGAAGCAGCACUACUCACUGAACCAGAUAACGAUGAGCUAUUAAAGCUGAAAGUCGAUUUGCAGGAAAUUAUCACCCUUCAAGAAGAAUUAAAAUCAUCAACAGUCGAACAACCAAGCAGUACGACUUCUGACGAUGCUAAUAAAAAUUCUUGGAAGGUGGGGGAUCAGUGCAUGGCGCCAUCUUCGAAUGGGCAAAAAUAUUUGGCAGUAAUUGAUGGGUUUGCACAAGAUAAUGUCGCUGUUACACUCGUCGGUAAAGGAACAAAGACUAUGGUUAACGUGAGCAAUUUAAGUGCGGUUUCGAAAGAUGAUAGCAAAAUGUAUGUUUGGGAAAAAUCAACCAAAAAUAUCCGUCACCGCAAAAGCGAAUGGCAGAUGGAACGUGAAAGACGACGAUUACGAGCACUGAAAAAAGAGCACCGGAAAAAGGAAUUAGAAGAAGCAAAGGAGGACGAGAAGAGGAAAUGGCUUUCUUUUAAUGCAAAAGCAGCAAGUCGAAGCAUGAAA
This is a messenger RNA of Acanthocheilonema viteae, 558 nucleotides long. The record is from the annotation of a GenBank genome assembly. Lineage: Eukaryota; Metazoa; Nematoda; Chromadorea; Rhabditida; Onchocercidae.